Molecule: messenger RNA, 4074 nt
Organism: Rotaria sp. Silwood2
Lineage: Eukaryota; Metazoa; Rotifera; Eurotatoria; Philodinida; Philodinidae
Source: the annotation of a GenBank genome assembly
AUGAUCGCAGAAGAUAUAGAUGGUGAUCAUUCGAAAGAAUAUUCUGUUGUUGAAACAAAACGACAUAAACCAUGUUUAAUAUUUCGUGGUUAUCGUUAUGUACAAGAUAAAAUACAAAAUCGAACUAUUUAUUGGCGUUGUGAAGAUCGUACACACUGUAAUGGUCGUGCACAUCAAUUAGUUGGCAAUGGAUCACUACCUAUUCUGACAAUAAAACAUAAUCAUCGACCAAUUGUUGAUGAUAUUAUUAUAAAUGAAACUAUGACCGUUGAUGGCCAGCGUCGUCAAAGACGAAGACAAAAUCUUAAAACAUCUUAUUAUCAGCAGAAUGACGGGGAUGAUCUUUUAUUAUCAUCAACAUCAUCGACCAUGACAUCACCGAUUAAAAUUGAAAAUCCUCAAAAUCGUCAGCAGCAUUUACAACAACAACAGCACGGAGCUAUGGUAAAAAAUUUACAUUUAUCUGAAGUUAUCACAACAGCUGCUGCUACUAACACACAUCAUUAUAAUGGUGUUGGUCAACAUCGUCACAAUACAGUUGAUCCAAUUGAAAUGACUAAAUUAUUAAGUAAUAUAACCACCACCACCACCACAACAACAACACCAAGUAAUUCUACAACAAAAACCAUUCCAACAUCUUCAAAUAUGGAUUAUCCAAGUCGUUUAAAUCAUUUUUCCUGGGAAGAAAUUGAAGGACGUUAUUUACCAGUUAUAUUCAGAAGUGAAAAUGAUUCUUUACAACGUUAUACAUCAAAAAUGUAUGUUGAACAUACUCUAUUUCAAAGUGAAUCAUGGCAACGAUAUGUAGUAUUAGCACGUUCACUUCCACCAUUAAUAUCAUUUCCAUAUACAGAAAAUGAAUUAAAAUUAUUUCGUUUAAUUGUUGAAUGGCAUUUAGCUAGUUUUCAUUUUAAAACAAUUUUACCAUCCGAUUGUCUUAUUCGUUUUGAAGAUCUUUUGGAUUUUUAUAAUGCAUUAAGAAAAUUACGAGAUUCUGUAACAACAGCAACAGCAGCAACAACAACAACAUCAGCAACAACUUUUAAUCGGCCAUUACCACCUCCACCCAUACCAAUGGCACCACCUAAACAACGCGUACUUCCAUCAUCAGCAUCAUCAUCAUCAGCAGCAGCAGCAGCAGCAGUAGCAGUAUCAAAUGGUUUAGCACAAUCAUUUGAAUUACCAACAAUGACUGGUAAUGCAUCGAUAAAACAGCCACAUACACACCAACGUCAUCCAUCAUCAACGAAAAUUUAUCCUCCAACAGUUCAUCAUUCUCAUUCAUCACAUUAUCUUUUACAACAAAAUGCUGAUUUACUUGCAUCAUUUUCUAAUCCAUCAUCACAAACAUUCAGUUUUAAUUCCGUAACACCAAAAUCUAAUGUACCACUAUUACAAUCAUCAUCAAAUCAGUGGAGUGAAAAUAUACCGAAAAUAAAUGAUAAAAUUCGUCCGCCACUACCACCUGUUCCAAGACCUCCAAUUCCUAUGAAUAAUGUUCCACGACAAGAACAAAUAAUACGUGAUAAACAAUUAUUAUCACAAAAACUUCCACAUCAAUCAAUCGAUAAUCAUAAUUUAUCUCGGGAAACAAAAGAAUCUGGUUGGGUACAAAUAAAUAAUGUAUUCGUUCCUUAUAUUGUUAAAUUAAAACUACGUGAAAGUGAACUUGAAAAAUGUUCAACACGCCAACCUCCACCACAAUUACAACGUGAAUUUUAUGUACCAUAUGAGAUUCUAAUUAAAUGCCAUAUAUUUUCUGAUAAUGAAUUUACAUUUAAAAAGUUUUUAAUUAAAGCAACACAACAAGAUUUUGAUAUAUUUAAUAAUCUUAUAUCAAAUAUAAAUAUAUUUGAUGAAAAAGUGCCGGAAAAAACUUUAUUAGUUAAUUUAUAUCAUGUUAUGAUUGGUUUACAAAGAAUUUUAUAUGUUAAAUUAUUAACAACAAAACAACCGCGUACACAAGUUAAUAAAUAUCAUGCUGAAGUAUUAGCACAUAAAGGUGGAACAUUGCUUAUGCAUGAAAAUAAACUUGUACCAUAUAUAUUACAAAAUAAUCGUUUUUAUGUACCAGUUGUUUAUGCAUUUCAUUCAUUACCACAUAUUGUAUCACAAGCUAAACGUGGUGCACGUGCACCACGACAAUAUGAAAUUGAUUAUUUGAAUUUAUUAUUUCUUUAUUUUUCAAUUGAUUCACCACCAUUAACAUCGGACACAUUACUUGUUGAUGCAUUUAGUAUAAAAUCACCUGAUUUACAACCACCAAUUCAUUUUCGUACAUUAACUGAACAUCAACAAUAUGAAAGAAAUAAAUUAUUAAAUACAAUUAUGCGUAUAACACAAACAAAUACUAAUAAUAAAAUACCAAAUAAAUUACAACAACAAUCAGCAACAAAAUCAUCAGUUUUAACAAAUACAUCAACGCAUAAAUCAAAUAAAUGUCCGCCUGCAAAUGUUGUUGUUAAUCCAUUAAUUCAUCAUCCAUCAUUUUAUGGUUUAUCAUCAACAAUAUCACCAAUAAAACAAACAACAGCAACAACAACAGCAUUACCUACAUCAUCUUCAAAUUCAGUUGUUGUUAAUCCUUUAUUGUUACCAUCAACAAAUGAUUUAGAAUCAACAACAAAAAAAUCUUCUAAACCAACUCAAAUAAAAACAAUUAAAUAUGAUAAUCAUUUAUUAAAUGUUAUUUUAAAAACAUCGGAUCAAUCAAUAAAUGAUUCAAAAAUAUCUAUUAAACAUAUAUUUGAACAAUUUUCAUUUAAUAUUAAUUAUGAUAAAUUUAUUCAAUGGUGUCAAACUAAUUUAUUAUUACCAUUGAUUAAAUUAGAUGAUGAAGAAAAAAAAAUUCUUAAUAAUAAUAAUAAUAAUAAUAAUUAUACUGAUGAUUAUUAUGUUGAUUAUCGUCAUCUUGAUAGAUGUAUUGAACUAUUAAAUGAUCUUAGACGUGGUACAAUUAGUAUGACUUUAUUACCUUCAUCAAAUAAUGAGUCACAACAACAAACAGCAUCAAUCAAAUCACAAUUAGCUGGAGCUAAAAAACGUAAAACAACAAUACCAACAACACGUCAUAUACCGCCUCCAUUACAAUCAUCAUCACCGUCAUCAUCAACAUUAAUAAGAAAUGAAUCAUCAAAUCCUAUUCCAAAUGAUAAUGGUUAUCUAUCACCAGAAUUACCUCUUAUUGAAGACCAACCAGUUUCAUCAACGACACAUGAUUCAAUAAUUAAUAAUGAUACUAAUGAUGAGGAUGAUAUUAUGCCAGUUGUAGAUACUGUUGAAGAAGAACAACCAAUUCAAGAAUCAAAUCACUUCGAUAGGAAUACAUCAUUACUUAUAAUUGAUUCAAAUGAAUGUGAUGAUGGAAAAAUUCAACUUGAUGACACAUUACCAUCAUGUUCAUCUGGUUAUGAAUCAGCAGCACCAUUAGCAAAUGUUGAUAUUAAUAUGGUACAUAAUGCAAGUAGUGAUGAUGAUGAAACAAAUUCUACAUCACGAUCAAGAGAACAUUCAUCAUCAUGUCAAUCUGAACAAUCUCAUGCACCUAUUCUAUCCACAGUAUCAACAAAUAUAACAUUAAAUAUAAAUGAACCAGAAAAAAAUGAUUUAACACCGGUGAUAACAAAUCAAAAGUCUAAUAUUCGACAACGUGAUAAAUAUGGUAAAUUUCGUGCACGAUCACGUUCACCAACACCACGUAAUAUAAAAAAGAAACGAUCAUUUGAUGAUGAUUUAUCAUCAGCAAAUACAAUAACAAGUGAUCAAAUAGAACAACAUUUACGAACAUUAUUAAUGCCAACAAAUGAACAGCGUCGUACACGUACAAGACCAAUUAAAACUCCGACACGUCUUGUUGAAGAAAUAGCUACAAACAAUUCAAUCAAAACUACUGAGCCAGAUAUGAAUACUUUCGAUGUGCUUUCAACAUCAUCAUCAUUAACAACAACUGAUAGUAUAAAUAAAACAAACAGUAAUGAGCCAAUGAUAAAUCAUCAACCAUGCACAUAUAAUGUAACUAUAUCAAAUAAACCAAAUAAAUUAGGUUUAACUAUAAAAAAAGUUAUUCAACGAUAA